Amborella trichopoda is the source of this 1350-nucleotide messenger RNA. Its product is annotated as ureide permease 1. Lineage: Eukaryota; Viridiplantae; Streptophyta; Magnoliopsida; Amborellales; Amborellaceae. Gene Ontology annotation, molecular function: uracil:monoatomic cation symporter activity; allantoin:proton symporter activity. The record is from RefSeq and is a predicted model, not a curated record. Gene Ontology annotation, biological process: nitrogen compound transport. Gene Ontology annotation, cellular component: membrane.
AGAGAGAGAGAGAGAGAGAGAGAGAGAGGAUGUUUGUUGUGGAGGACAAAGGGGGAGCAAUUGCUCUAAUGUUUGCUGCCCUGUUUUUCUUGGGUACAUGGCCUGCUCUGUUGGCCAUGUUAGAGAGGAGGGGGCGCUUACCCCAACACACUUACCUUGAUUACUCCAUAACCAAUCUUUUCGCUGCCAUUAUCAUUGCUCUCACUUUUGGUGAGAUUGGUAGUAGCAAACCUGGAAUGCCCAAUUUCCUCACUCAACUUUCACAGGACAAUUGGCCUUCUGUUUGCUUUGCCAUGGCUGGUGGUAUGGUUCUCAGUCUUGGGAAUCUUUCUACUCAAUAUGCUUGGGCCUAUGUCGGUCUUUCGGUUACAGAAGUGGUCUCAGCAUGCAUUACAGUGGUUAUUGGAACAACAAUGAACUAUUUCUUGGAUGAUCGCAUCAAUAGAGCUGAGAUCCUCUUCCCUGGAGUGGGGUGUUUUGUUAUUGCUGUUUGUCUUGGAUCAGCUGUCCAUUCAUCCAAUUUCGCUGAUAUUAAAGCAAAGCUUAGUGUUAAGGGCAACGAACUGGUGAGUAUCAAAUUAAAUUCAGGAGUUACAACAAGCACAGAUGUAACUACUGAUUUGGAGAAGGGAAAGUAUGAGGCUGUUCCUUUCACUGAUAAGGAAGUAGGGGCGGGAACUGCAGAGUUUUUUAUGGCACUUGAGAGCAGAAGGUCAAUCAAGGUUGUGGGUACCAGCACCAUGUUUGGGAUGUGGAUUGUGUUCAUGUCAGGCAUUUGUUUCUCUCUUUUCUCUCCUGCAUUCAACUUGGCUACAAAUGAUCAAUGGCACACAUUGAAACCUGAGGUUCCUCAUUUGGUUGUGUACACCGCGUUUUUCUACUUCUCCAUCUCUUGUUUUGUUCUAGCCAUCAUUCUAAAUGUCACCUUCCUGUAUCACCCCAUUCUUGGACUACCAAAGUCAUCUCUUACCGCUUAUGUAAAGGAUUGGAAGGAAAGGCAAUGGGCUCUUUUGGCAGGAUUUUUGUGUGGAUUUGGAAAUGGUUUUCAGUUCAUGGGCGGCCAAGCAGCGGGGUAUGCAGCUGCUGAUGCAGUUCAGGCACUUCCUCUUGUAAGCACCUUUUGGGGAAUAUUAUUAUUUGGGGAGUUCAGGAGAUCAUCAAAGAUGACUUAUAUCUUGCUUGUAGCCAUGUUGUUCAUGUUUGCUGCAGCAGUGGGUGUGCUCAUGGCUUCAUCUGGUCACAGGAAGAGAGAGUCAAGAGAAAUUUCAUAUUCAAAUAAAUUGAACUAUUUGUGAUUGAUCGACCGAUAUUUAGUCAUAGUAAUUGGCAAUCUAUCCUUGUGUUAACUUA